AUGUCUUGUGUUGCCCUGUGCAUAUCUGUGUCCGAGGCGGCACGCGUUUUGAGAGAUGUAAAGAUUGUUCGUGUGUCUGGUGACUGGAGUCUUCGCGACAUGUUGCAGGAGCUAAUCGGCUUAUCACUUAGGGCAAUGGCAGGAGCCAUUGAUGGAAGUCAUAUACCAAUUACUCCACCUGUGUUGAAUCACACCGACUAUUAUAAUAGAAAAGGAUGGUAUUCUGUUAUUCUUCAAGCUGUUGUUGACCAUCAUCAAUACCUGUUUUGUGACAUUAACGUUGGCUGGCCCAGGAAUAAGGCAGAAGGGACGAUUUUAAAUGGACAAAGCAAACAAAUUGAAGGGUGCACCAUACCAGUAUUUCUUAUCGGAGAUUCUGCAUACCCUUUGCUCAAGUGGCUCAUCAAACCUUACCCUGAAAAUGAUCACAUGACAGAACAACGCAGGAACUUCAACUACCAACUUUCUAGAGCUAGAAUUGUGGUUGAAAAUGCUUUUGGAUGCUUGAAGGCCCGCUGGAGGCGACUCAUGAAGAAAAAUGACAUGAGCGUUAAAAUGUCCCUCACAUUAUAG
Corticium candelabrum is the source of this 573-nucleotide messenger RNA. RefSeq lists its product as uncharacterized. NCBI's taxonomy places the organism in Eukaryota, Metazoa, Porifera, Homoscleromorpha, Homosclerophorida, Plakinidae. The transcript has 4 exons. The coding region runs from base 1 to 573 and encodes 190 amino acids. The record is from RefSeq and is a predicted model, not a curated record.